AUAAUUCAGUCAGGCGCGUAUUGUUUCUGUUUUAUACAAAUGGAUGAUCCUACUACCACGAUCUUAUCCAGCGAAACGCAAGAGCUGAUAGAGGCACGCGAUGCUGAGCUAAGGAAUGUUUUGAAACUCAGGUUGAUAAUAAAUAAGGUGCGUUGUCUGAAUUUAGGUCCGCAGGAAAGUGCUGAAGUGCGACGGGCAUUAAAAUUCGUCUCAAUUGGCGAUUUUGUGCGUCUAGGCGAGGGUGACAGAGAGCAGGAGCAUUUGCUGGACUUGCAGGACUAUGGUAAUUGUCCACCUUUGAGCUAUACAGAUCGGAAAGCUGUCCGCAGCAAGCUGAUUGAGAAUCUGCGCGCCACUCUGACGCCCAUUGCAGAUAUGGCGGACAAAAUGCGUGCCGAAUGGCCUGACCUGUUUGCUAAGGAUUCGGAUGAGGAGCUAAGUACAGAACAACAAGAGAUUCUGCGAUUAGAGACGGAGUAUCGUGAGCAUUUGGAGAAAUUGGUUAAGCUACGCAGCCGCAAGUGUGCGCUAAUGAAAGCCGUUGCAGAGCUCAAGCUGGGUCCUUAUUUGGGGCAUCAGCUCGAAUCCCAGCAAGCGCAGGCGCAGUUGCUGCAAACUAAGGCGGAGUUGCUGCGCGGCUUCUUUAUCAACGAAAUCGUAUCACGUACAGAGCAUAGCUUAAAGGCACACAAGGAGGUGGAAAAGUAUAUUGAUGAGCUGCUGGACACCAAUAAGUCAACAGCAGAGGCAACAAGGCGUUAGUUUAUAAAAAAAUAAGUAAUUUAAUAAAAUGCUAAAUUCAAAUAAAUGGCAGCAUACCAGGGCGUGAGUGCAGUAUUUA
Scaptodrosophila lebanonensis is the source of this 841-nucleotide messenger RNA. RefSeq names its product augmin complex subunit dgt2 (gene dgt2). Lineage: Eukaryota; Metazoa; Arthropoda; Insecta; Diptera; Drosophilidae. The record is from RefSeq and is a predicted model, not a curated record. Bases 40 to 762 code for a protein of 240 amino acids. The transcript is spliced from 2 exons.